AGAUGCAGAGCAUAGGGACAACGUGAAGAACGAUGAGGGGGACCGCUUUCUCGCUCGAACGCUGGACUUGUCAAAAACACUCUGGUGGCAGGAGAACAAGAACUUUUUUCGGUCUCUGACAGAAGAUUACCGUCCACUGCGUGCAUACUACUUGCGGCCUGUCUACAUCUUCGAGGCAUUGGUUAUGCGCGAGACAUUGCGCUUUCUUCCUGAGAACGAUUUUCUGCUCCUCCAAGACCCAAACAAGUAUGCAGGUAUUUUUCCCGAUGAUCACGAUGACCCGAGUCAGCAAGGGUCUCGGGCUCGCAACGACAGUUUUUUCCACGGUCUGAAUUUAUGAAUCCAAAAGUUGUACUAGAUGAAAUCUCCAUUCUGAAAACAGAUCUUUGAGUGAGAUUGUGCUUGCUCAGAAAUCUUGGAAGAGGGUCGGUUUGAUGAGGUUUGAUGUCUUUUCCAUUGGUUCGCGUUUUUCUAAUCAUUGCACGCGAUGUCGAUACUCUAGCUCAAGUGGCGUUGGAAGAGGGCGGUCCGAUGCCUGGCAUUUUCGGAACGCGCAUGCCCGUUUCAGUGCACCGAGAAUUCAUCUCGGGGUUUUUCCGCAGUGCUUUCAGAGCUAUGUAUGAGGACAUGUUUGGGAAGAUUACAGAGCAGGCGUCAAAGGCGUUACGAUUUGUGAAGCGAGCACUGAACGCUGUGUGGAACGGCGACGAGGGAUACGACGCAACCGGACGAGGCGAUUCUACGGCGGUUGCGGCGGCGCGCGCACAAGAGCUGCGCGACUACGUCGAAGAUUCGACUGCGCGAAGGCCGCCUCUGAAUCUGACGCAUGCCUAUUUGCCGCCAGGAGAAACGGGUAGAAAAGUUUUGGAAGCAGCGAUGAAACGGCAUCAGACGCGACAACGGGAUGAGCAAAGCGGAGAUGAUAGGCACGACGAAGCCAUGAAUAGUUUUCGCGGUGCUGUUAAAGGAACUUACCAGCGAUGGUUUUCACGUGGAGAGUUGCAGGAGGUAGCUAAGAAGUUCUUACGUGAGAUCGACGUCAAGCGGGAGGUUCGUACUCAUCCAAAUGGUUCGCUUGCGUCCCUGGUACCAGCGCAGAUUGACGCUGCCCUACCCAUCGACCAACAACUCGGGACCGGCAUAUUGCCUGCACCAGAUUUGACUGCCUUGACGCAGCCUGUUGAGGGUGACUUCGAUUUAGACCUAAAGGGGAUUUUCACUCGAGCCCUACGGCACUCCGAUGAGCAUGGCCGCGGACCUUUCUCGCUUGCGGACACGGACUGGCUGUUGCGCUAUCGCAAGACGAUAUUGAAAUUGCGCCGACUGGGCAUUCACCCUGACCAGGACCCGGUGCACCUAGACUUCUACUGCAUCGUGCGCGACAUCAUCAAGCGCCGUGACGAGUGGCGCCUGCUGGAAGCGGCGCGUCGAGACAUCGACGAAAAAGGGUCAGGCGAGGGACGAGCCGCGAAUGAGCAUGCUUCCACUAAAAUUGCGACGGAAGGGGAGCGCAUUUUCCAGGCAGGUAACACUAUGCUGUUGCAGCGGUUACGAGCAUUGCGCAACGACGGCAGUGCACUUACGCCUCUGUCCUACAGCGAGGAGCCUCUACAAAUCGAACCGCAAGACGCUUUUCGCAGCCUUUGUGUGGAAGCCGAGAUGCGCGCGGCUGAGCUGAAGCAAAAAAUUGCCCGAAAACGAGCGGCGGACACCACAAAAUUCCAAAAGCUUCUUUUACGAACGAAGAUGAAGAAGAUGCCGCUGCACCAGCGCGAAGUAGCGAAGAAGGGAAUGAAAACGACUUCACCAAGACGGAGAUUGACCUCUUCCCGCUCAGCAAGACAAAGCCAACAACGAAGUCCGUCUUUCAGCUCCAGCAAGAACUCGAAACAACUAGACGAUAUGCUCUUUGCUGCGCAUAUACGCUGCGAGGCUUAUUGGAGCAGCGAAGCACCUAUGAUCCAAGAUACGUGGAUGUUGAUCCGCAACGACGAGUUGACACGAGAAUUUCUGGAAUUGUGGACCGAUUUUCUUCUGGAUCGCAAAUUGCUUCUCCAAAUGCCCUUCACAGACCAGACGGCGCUCGGACUGCUAGUCCGUGCGCUAGACCUGAAAUCGGGCACUUUUCCUGGCAUCUACGACACCCUGGAGCCCGGGCAUCUGGCCUACGGCACUUGCCCGCGCGCGGCGGCUUCGGGUCUGUCUACUUCUAGGAGAGAUGAGCUUGAGAUUGAAAGUCAAGCUGCCCCAGAAAAUUCGAGGUCAAAGCUCCAAGAACAUCGUCUUGUGCAGCGCGCUCGUGACAAAACGAAAAGGAAUAGGGCAGUUUGGAAGAUCGUCCGUAGAAAGAUGAGAGCAAAGACAUCCAACGCUAGUGGCCAACAAGAAGAGAUGAUUUGUCCAGAUGCCGAAGAAGUUAGACAGAUAGAGCCACGGCUUCUGCGAGACGAUGCUCCUCGCAACGAGUUUCAUGAAUCGAAUACUAUGGGAAAAAGUGAGUCAGUUACAACGGCAUCAACUUGUCCAGUGCCUUACUGGGUCGCGGUGCGUCGGAACGAGGGGUUGCAUGGCAUCGGUAACCGUUUGAAGACGUUGGGAAAGCUGACACAUGAAAUAAGGCGAACUCGACGGCGCUUGGAGAGACGGCGGAACCGUAUUUUCCACAAAGUUGACGAGCAGCAUCAGAUGAAAACCACAUGGGCGAGUAAGACCAAGACUGAUUCAUCAGCGGGUCUAGGACGAGAUCAUGAUGAUGAAACGUAUGUUCUAAUAGACAAUGAGGAGGAAGACGCAAGAGAAGGUGGUAUGUACUUGACGUCAUGGCGUGACACCAGUUCACAAGACAUCAACUCAAAAACAGCAGGAAAAUGGUGGAUGUACGAUUGACU
This is a messenger RNA of Amoebophrya sp. A25, 2888 nucleotides long. Lineage: Eukaryota; Dinophyceae; Syndiniales; Amoebophryaceae. The record is from the annotation of a GenBank genome assembly.